Molecule: messenger RNA, 733 nt
Organism: Medicago truncatula (barrel medic)
Lineage: Eukaryota; Viridiplantae; Streptophyta; Magnoliopsida; Fabales; Fabaceae
Product: protein GLUTAMINE DUMPER 5
Exons: 1
Coding region: 135-608 (157 amino acids)
Biological process (GO): regulation of amino acid export
Source: RefSeq, a predicted model, not a curated record
CCCUUCUCCACCUUUUCAAUUCACUUCAACCUUCUUAAUCAUCUAUCUCACAUUCUUCACCUCUUUAUUUCUCUCUACCAAAUUAAAACCAAUCUCAAACACCAGAAACAUUUUUCAAAUCAAAAUCAACAAACAUGAGAAGCAUCACAACAUCUUCAACUAGUUACUCAUCAUUAGCACCUUCAUCCACAGCUUCAAUGAUGAAUCACUCAUCAUGGCACUCACCAAUUCCUUACCUUUUUGGAGGCUUAGCAGCCAUGUUAGGUCUCAUAGCUUUUGCACUGUUAAUUUUAGCUUGUUCUUAUUGGAGACUCACUGGUCAAUUACUAGACGAAGAAAAUAACAGCAACAACAGAAACAUGGAGAAUGAAAAAGAAGGUGAAAAUUCAAACAAAGAAUCUGUGAAAGUUUAUGAAGAGAAAGUUCUUGUCAUUAUGGCUGGUGAUCAGAACCCAACGUUUUUAGCUACACCUGUUUUUCCAAAAUCAUCUUCUGUUAUGAAUCUAGAUGCGAAUCACUCGGAUGAACAACGCGAAAACCAUGAAACUGUUGAGAAAUCAGAGAAAGAAGAAAUGGAAACAGAAGAACAGAGUCAGUCAGUAACAUAAUUUGUUUUUAUUUUCUUAAUUUUAUCUAUUUUCUUCCAUGAUUCGGGAAGUGUAAAUUUAAGAUGAGAUAAAUUUGUUAUAAUCUGAAAUUAAUAAUUUCUUAUAAUCUUUGGUGUUAUGACUUA